AUGACGCGGCACCAGCCAGCAACCCAACCAACCAGCCAAGGCCCGCCAGCCAAUGACGCAACCAGCCAAGCAACAACAACAAUAACAACAACAGCCAACAGCGCCAGCACCAGCAACAAUAAAACCAGCAACAAUAAGCCAAAGCGCAAACGCCAGCACCAGCGCAAACGCCAGCGCCAGCAACAGCAAGCAGCAAGCACCAGCAACCAGCCAGCAACCGAGGCAACCAGCGCCAGGCGCGCCAGCCAGCAGGCAACCCAGCAGCGCCAGCCAGGCAAGCGAAGCACCAGCAAGCGGCGCGCAAGCAACCAGCACGCCAGCAACCAGCCAGCCAAGCAGCAAGCAGCAAGCGCAGCACCAGCAACCCAGCCAGCCAGCAACCAGCGCCAGCAGCGCCAACCAGCCAGCAAGCCGAGCAAGCAACGCAGCGCCAGCACCGGCAGCCAGGCAGCAGCGAAACCAGCGCAACCGGCGCAGCAACCAAGACCAGCACCAGCAACAAUAGCCGCAACCAACAAUAGCACCAGCAGCCAACCCAACCAGCGCACCAGCAACCAGCGCAAAGCCAGCAAACCAGCAACAGCAAGCAAACCCAGCAACCAACAGCGCACCAGCGCCAGCAACAAUGACACCAGCCAGCCAGCAACCAGCAACCAGCACCAGCAACGAGCCAACCAACCAGCGCCAGCGCCAGCCGACAGCAAGCCAGCAGCAGCGAGCAAGCAGCGCCAGCAACCAGCGCCAGCAAGCGCCAGCAACAGCACCAGCAACCAACCAGCAAAGCCAGCAAGCCAGCACCAGCACCAGCCAGCCAGCCAACCGACAGCAACCAGCGCCAGCACCAGCAACCAGCAAGCAACCAACCAGCACCAGCGCCAGCCAAUGACGCAGCGCCAGCGCCAGCAAAACAGCACCAGCGCCCAGCGCCAGCCAACAGACGCCAGCACCCAGCACCAGCAGCCAAUGACAACAGCACCAGCACCAGCACCAGCGACCAGCCAACAGCAAGCAAGCACCAGCAACAGCAACAGCCCAGCAACAGCAAGCGGCAGCAACCCAACAGCACCAGCAGCGCAGCAACAACGAGCAACCAGCAACAGCGCCAGCACCAGCACCAGCAACAACCAGCGCCAACCAGCACCAGCAACCAGCGCCAGCAAACAGCAACAGCAACCAGCACCAGCACCAGCAACAACCAGCACCAGCAACAGCGCAAGCACGCCAGCGCCAGCGCAGGCACAACCAGCAGCAACGGCAAAGCACCAGCACCAGCACCAGCACCAACCAGCACCAACCAGCAACCAGCACCAAGCAACAGCGAGCCAACCAGCCAAGCAACCAGCAACCAGCAAGCAAACAGCACCAGCAACCAAGCACCGGCAACCAGCAACCAGGCCAACCAGCACCAGCAACCAAGCAAACAGCAAGCACCAACAACAACAACCAGCGCAGCAACAACCAGCAACGCCAACCAGCAACAGCAAACCAGCAACCAAACCAAGCACCAACCACACCAGCAACGCCAGCAGCACCAGCCAGCACCAGCGCACCGAAAGCAGCAGCAACCAGCAAAACCGACGCACCAGCAACCAGCACGCCAGCAAGCAACCAGCGCCAGCAAGCAACAACCAGCACCAGCAACCAACACGGCAGCACCAGCACCAGCACCAGCGACCAAUAGCCACCAGCGCGCCAGCCAGCAGCAACAGCACCAGCACCAGCCAGCAACCGCAACCAGCAACAGCAACCAGCAGCAACAGCAAGCAAGCACCAGCACCAGCAGCAAGCACCAGCAACAACCCAGCACCAGCAACAGCGCCGAACGCCAGCGCCAGCAACCCAGCAACAAGCACGCCAGCCAGCAGCAACCAGCAAAGCAACCAGCAACAGCACCAGCGCAAGCAACAAGCAAGCCGCCAGCAAACAGCAGCCAGCACCAGCAACCAGCCAGCAAAACCCAAAGCGCCAGCGCCAGCAACCAAGCAACCAACCAACCAGCAGCAACAACAGCACCAGCGCCGGCAACCAGCACCAAGCAAGCAACAACGAGCACCAGCACCAGCAAGCAACAGCACGCCAGCAACAGCACCGAAGCAACCAGCACCAGCACCAGCAAGCAAGCCAGCAGCACCAGCAACCCAGCAGCAACCAGCAAGCAAAACAACAGCGAAGCAACAACCGCCAGCAGCAACCAACAACAGCACCAGCAGCAACCAACGCCAGCAGCACCAACGCCAGCACCAGCAACCAGCAACCAGCAACCGCCAGCAACAGCAGCAACAGCACCAACAGCAACAACCAGCACCAGCCAAGCAACAACCAGCAACACCAGCCCCACCAGCGCAGCCAACCAGCACCAGCAGCACCAGCAAGCAACCGCCAGCAAGCACCAGCAACAACACAACCAAGCACCAGCACCAGCAACAACAGCACCAGCACCAGCACCAGCACGCCAGCAACGCCAGCACCAGCGCCAGCAGCAACCAGCAAGCAAGCAACACCAGCAAACAACAGCACCAGCACCAGCAACAGCAAACAACCAACGCCAACCACCAACAACACCAACAACAACAGCAAGCACCGAGCGCCAGCAAACAACCAGCGCAACCCAACCAGCACCAGCAACCAGCGCCAGCGCCAGCACCAGCCCAAGACAACCAGCAAGACAAGCAACAAGCAACCAAGCGCAACCAGCAGCAAGCAACCAGCCGCCAGCAACCAGCAACGCCAGCAAGCGCAAGCAAGCACGCCAAGCACCAGCACCAGCAACCAGCAGCAGCAAGCAACAGCAACAACGAGCACCAGCAAGCAAGCAACCAGCGCCAGCACCAGCAAGCAACAACCAGCACCAGCACCAGCACACCAGCACCAGCAACAACGCAACCAGCAAACCAGCACCAGCAAGACAAGCGAAAACCAGCGCCAGCAACCAGCGCCAACCGACCAACCAGCGCCAGCAAACAGCGCCAGCAGCGCCAGCAGCAAACCAGCGCCAGCAGCCAGCGCAAAACCAGCAACAGCAAACCAACCAGCGCAGCGCCAGCCACCAGCAAGCAAGCAAACAGCACCAACCAGCAAGCACCAACCAACCAGCACCAGCAACCGCCAGCGCAAAGCACCAAGCGCCAGCAACAGCAACAGCAGCACCAGCAACCAGCACCAGCACGCAGCAGCAACCAGCAAGCAACCAAACAUUCACUCAGCGGAGGUACUGUAGGUGCUUCAGGCGAGGGUAUCAGUGCUUCAGGCGAGGGUAUCAGUGCUUCAGGCCAGGGUAUCAGUGCUUCAGGCGACGGUAUCAGUGCUUCAGGCCAGGGUAUCAGUGCUUCAGGCCAGGGUAUCAGUGCUUCAGGCGAGGGUAUCAGUGCUUCAGGCGAGGGUAUCAGUGCUUCAGGCGAGGGUAUCAGUGCUUCAGGCGAGGGUAUUAGUGCUUCAGGCCAGGGUAUCAGUGCUUCAGGCGAGGGUAUCAGUGCUUCAGGCGAGGGUAUCAGUGCUUCAGGAGAGUGCAUCAUUGCUUCAGAUGAGGCCGUGUGGGAGAAAACUAAGGCGAGAAUUGACAUAGGAGCUGAAAUCGCAUAUUACCCAAGGACCAAACAACAUCACAUUAACUGGAAUGAUCGUGGGAAUGACUCCAGGAAAGUCCUCAGUUACCCAGUUGGGGUCUGGUCAGUCCUCAGUUACCACAGUUGGGGUCUGGUCGUCCUCAGUUACCGAUUGGGGUCUGGUCAGUCCUCAGUUACCACAGUUGGGGUCUGUUGGGGUCUGGUCAGUCCUCAGUUGCAGUUGGUCUGGUCAGUCUCAGUUACCGGUGGAUCUGGUCGGUCCUCAGUUACCUGGUGGGAUCUUCAGCCUCAGUUACCGCAGUUGGUCUGGUCAGUCCUCAGUUACCGCAGUUGGGAUCUGGUCAGUCCUAGUUACACGCAGUUGGAUCUGGUCAGCCCUCAGUUACCGCAGUUGGGGUCUGGUCAGCCCUCAGUUACCGCAGUUGGGGUCUGGUCGUCCUCGAACCGCAGUUGGGAUCUGGUCAGUCCUCAGUUACCACAGUUGGGGUCUGGUCAGUUCUCAGUUACUGCAGUUGGGGUCUGGUCAGUCCUCAGUUACCAGUUGGGAUCUGGUCAGUCCUCCAGUACCGCAGUUGGGAUCGUGUGGGGAUAA
Molecule: messenger RNA, 4155 nt
Organism: Homarus americanus (American lobster)
Lineage: Eukaryota; Metazoa; Arthropoda; Malacostraca; Decapoda; Nephropidae
Product: mucin-19-like
Exons: 12
Coding region: 1-4155 (1384 amino acids)
Source: RefSeq, a predicted model, not a curated record